Molecule: messenger RNA, 2904 nt
Organism: Rhodotorula graminis WP1
Lineage: Eukaryota; Fungi; Basidiomycota; Microbotryomycetes; Sporidiobolales; Sporidiobolaceae
Exons: 9
Coding region: 1-2904 (967 amino acids)
Biological process (GO): intracellular calcium ion homeostasis; calcium ion transmembrane transport
Cellular component (GO): endomembrane system; membrane
Molecular function (GO): calcium:proton antiporter activity
Source: RefSeq, a predicted model, not a curated record
AUGGAGGACUGGGACGACGGCGGCGCCGACGGGACGCACGCCGACGACAGCGGCGAGGAGGUCGAGUACACGCUCAAGGACCGCCAGGACGCCAUCAACGUCGAGCACCCGUUCGGCCUGCCGAUCUGGAAGCCCGCCCUGUACAAGAAGAGCCGCUCGAUCGCUCGUCACGCCGAGUCGGCCCUGCACGCCGCGCCGUCGUCGACCGCGCUCCACCACCUCCUGCCCUCGAACGUCGUCUGGACCGUCUCGCUCGGCACCCCCCUCUUUGCCCUGUGCGCCCUCGUCAGCGCCGUCCUCUUCAUCACGCCCUUCGGCGGCAGCAAGUACGGCCGUGUCGUGUGGGAGCUCGGCACGUACCUCUUCUGGCCCUUCGGCAAAUACGUCGAGGGCUGGACGAGCGAGCCGCACGACAUCGUCGACGAGGCCGAGCACGACGACGACGAGCACGAUCACGACGGCGCGUCGCUCCCGGACGAGCCGCUUCGCCGCAGCGACCGUACCUACGUCCCGCACGAGCGCUCGGCCCUCCUCGCGCCGCACAAGGCCUCGUCGCCUCGUGCCGGCUACGGCACUCGCGACGACAAGAACGCGCGCGCGUCGACGUCGUCGAGCGACGAGACGGCCGUCGGGUACGGCGGCAUUGCCCCGCACGAUUUUAGCAAGGACGACGACGCGCGAGGCUUCCGAGUGCGCGCGCUCGGUCGCCUCGUCUACUGGGCGACGUUCUACCUCGUCGUCGCGCCCGUCAUGCUCGUCGUCGCGGCGAUCUGCUGGGGCUGCGUCUUUACGAUCCCGAUGGCGCGCCUCCUGUGGGUCCUCCUGCGCCACCUCAACAACGAGCCCCUGUCGCUCCACUUUCGGUCGCCGCCCGAGUACGCGCCCGUCGCCCAGGACCUCGCGACCGACCUCGAGGCGCCCGACGUGCACGCCGACGGCCCGACCCACCACGCCGGGUCGAGCAUCAUCUACCCGCUCCGAGCCGGGCAGCCCGCGCCGCCGCUCCCGCGCCAGUCGCUCGUCGCCGACAAGCGCAAGGGGCGGCUGCGGGGCCCGCACCCGACCGUGCUCCUGUGCACGUACCGCGCCGCCGGGCGCGAGUACUACAAGUACACGGUCGACGGCGUGAAUGUUUGGUUCGUCAACCUGCUCGCCCUCGUGUUCCUCGCCAUCGCCGACUUCUUCCUCCUCAUGCCGUACGUCGAGCGGACGCACCCGCACGGUGGCGCCGGGUUCCUCGGGCUCCUCGUCGCGCCGCCCUUCGUCUUCUCGGCCGCGCUCCUGUCGGUCAUCCCGCUGUCGUACUUCCUCGGCAUGGCCGUCGCGUCCAUCUCGGCCCAGUCGAGCAUCGGCGUCGGCGCCGUCAUCAACGCGUCGUUCGGCUCGGUCAUCGAGAUCAUCCUGUACGGCAUCGCCCUCACCCAGGCCAAGGGCGAGCUCGUCGAGGGCUCGAUCGUCGGGUCCAUCCUCGCCGGCGUCCUCCUCAUGCCCGGCCUGUCGAUGAUUGCCGGCGCGUUCCGCCGCAAGGAGCAGCGCUUCAACGCCCGAGCCGCCGGCGUCACGAGCACGAUGCUCAUCAUGGCCCUCAUCGGCACCUUGACGCCGACGCUCUUCUACGAGAUCUACGGCUCGUUCCAGCUCACGUGCAACGACUGCGACCUCCCGACCUCGCAAGGCGGGCCCGAGUCGUGCCGGUCGUGCUACUACGAGCACGUGUCGCCCGCCGACGACCCGUUCUACCGUCAGACGGUCGUACGCCUGUCGUACUACUGCGCGAUCCUGCUCGUCCUGUCGUACCUCAUCGGCCUGUGGUUCUCGCUCAAGACGCACGCGUCCCAGAUCUGGCAAAACGCCGCCCCGUCGCAGGAACACGCUCGACCUCUCUCGACCGCCCACCCGCACCCUCAGCCGGCGACGGCGGCCGACCGUCGCUCGCUGUACCAGCGUAUCGUACCGUCGCAGCUCUUCCAGCAGGGCAAGCAUCGUGCCUCGCCGCUCGCGACGCCGCACCUCGGCCCGUCGGGCCCGAACAAGCCCGGCGAGUCGCCGCACCAGCUGCAGCAGCAACCUCAUGCCGCACCGCCGCUGCAGCUGCCCGACGGUCUCACGCCCGACGAGCUCAACCGGGCGUUCCAGGUCGUCGCGAGCGCAGCGUCGGCGCUCCACCCGCAGGCGACGGCGCCGCACCUCCGCCGCAGCGUGUCGCACGCUCGCGACCAGUCGGGGCUGCAUGCGCAUGCCGGGCAGGGCAAAGACGACGAGGAGGCCGGUCACGGCGGGCAUGACGCGCCGAACUGGAGCAGGGCCAAGAGUGCGACGGUUCUGCUCGCGUGCACGGUCCUCUACGCUGUCAUCGCCGAGAUCCUGGUGGACGUGGUCGACGUCGUUCUCGAGGGCUCGGGCAUCCCGGAGAAGCUCCUCGGCGUCACGCUCUUUGCGCUCGUGCCCAAUACGACCGAGUUCAUGAACGCCAUCUCGUUCGCGCUCAACGGCAACAUCGCCCUCUCGAUGGAAAUCGGCUCGGCGUACGCCUUGCAGGUCUGCCUCAUCCAGAUCCCGGCCAUGCUCGCCUUUACCGCCUUCUACAGCAUCGGCAAAGAGACGAUGGCUCAUCACGCGUUCACGCUCGUCUUCCCGCGGUGGGACGCUAUCGCCAUGCUCUUCAGCAUCUUCCUGAUGACCUACCUGUUCCUCGAGUCUCGCGCCAACUACAACCGCGGCGCCACGUUCGUCCUCGCCUACCUUGCGCUCAUGGGCGGCUUCCUGUUCGCCCCCGCAAACCGCGACACGAGCGACGACCCGGGCUUUGGCGGCGCCACGGUCGCCUUCGCCUCGGCCGCCCCCUGCACCUUGCCCUUUGCCCUCAAGGCCAAGGCCGUCCUCCUCUCCUUGUUCUCUCGAUAG